This is a messenger RNA of Clupea harengus (Atlantic herring), 1306 nucleotides long. RefSeq names its product heat shock transcription factor, X-linked-like. Bases 117 to 1142 code for a protein of 341 amino acids. Lineage: Eukaryota; Metazoa; Chordata; Actinopteri; Clupeiformes; Clupeidae. The record is from RefSeq and is a predicted model, not a curated record. The transcript has 2 exons.
AACGUUUUUCAUUAUUAAACAUUCUAGCAUAUACUUUUUCCGCACACAGCUUGCAACACACUUUUCAAAUUUCCCACCUGAACGCGAAAUCGAUUUCAUAUCCAUCAGAGGGAAUAAUGGAUUGCUAUGACAAAUUGCAGCCUAAAUCACAGGAGGGUCCAGCUUCAAACCCAUUGAAGGUUUCGCUGCUCAAGAAAGCAAGGCAUUGCCCGUGCGGUCCCCCUCCAGGGCGACAGAGACAAAAGACAACUUCGGCUGGUGAUUUCAAGGAUGUAGUUAAAGAUCGUAUAUUCAAACUACUCUCUUGUUUACCUGCACCUUAUACAAGACCGCCAAUAAGACCACAGAACACCACAAGUGGAUACAGCAAGACGGACUUCACGUUUCUGACGUUCCCAGUCAAAUUGUGGAAUAUCGUCGAAAGUGAUGCGUUUCUGUCGGUGUGGUGGACCGUAGGCGGGACUGCUAUCGUAAUCGACCAGGAGAUGUUCAAAAAAGAAAUUUUGGAGAGAAAUGUUCCACGGAUUUUUGCUUCAAGAAAUAUGAAACAUUUCCACCAGCACUUGAAGUUCAAUGGCUUCAUUUCGACAGAGUUUGACAAUACUGGUGAUCAAAAUCAAAGCCAGUUAAACUCUGUGAAAAAAAUGAAGCUUCAGAUUUUCUCUAGCCCCUACUUCCGGAGGGACCAUAAACAUCUACUGGGCUACUUUGAGGGUCAAGAGGUCAAAAUACCUGCUGGAGAGGAUGGAAAGGACAAAGGAGCUGGAUGUUUCACAGGUGACUCUGGAAGGCAGGUCACUGGUUCUCCUGUUCCAGCCCCACCACCCUCCAGGCCCUCUGUCUCAUCUUUCCACCUGACAUCCUUCCCUGCCAGCCCAGAGAGAGGGACUCAGGCUGGGGAGACGCCAAGGCAGCUCAGCAUUGGGGAAAACACCCCUGCUUCUGAAGUGCCAAGCUUCUCGCAAAACUUGCAGUCCCAGGUCUAUUUGGACACUGUGGACCAGCUGAAGCGUUUUCUGAGCUCUGGCGCGUCCCAGCGUGACCCCGAGCAGGCCGUGUCCACACUGAUGGCAACUAUAUUCGGCCAUGAGAUGAUCUGGAUGAAUGGUGCGUCCACUUAUACCCCGCUAUCUCCAGGCUAACAGACAGAGCUUUUGAAUCAAGUUACAUACACACUCACUCACACACACACACACACACACUCAAACUCACACUCACACAUGCACAGAGAGAGAGUGAGAGAGAGGCCUGUCAUUGAUACAUAGGCCUGUAUUUUUUAUGUAAUAAAAAAAAGAGCUUUAUAAGA